This is a messenger RNA of Capsicum annuum, 729 nucleotides long. Its product is annotated as protein WVD2-like 5. The record is from RefSeq and is a predicted model, not a curated record. Lineage: Eukaryota; Viridiplantae; Streptophyta; Magnoliopsida; Solanales; Solanaceae. The annotation marks the transcript as partial. The transcript has 8 exons.
AUGACAGAGCAGCCACUUUACUGGAGAAUGGAAAGUAUUAGUCUAGUGAAAAUGAAGAAUGGAAAGUAUCAAGACGAGAAUACAGGCUAUGAUAGAGAUUCUGAGCGAGUGAAUGAGGUUGGUGAUACUGCACACUUUGAGGAGAGUUUUAAUGGAUCAAACAAUGGAGACAUCAAAGUCACAGAAUGUGGGGGAGAAGGAUCAAGCAACAGAGAUAUUGAAAGUGUUCCUGAAUGUCUGGAAGCUGAAGCAAAAUUAAAUCUCAGUGCUGGAAAUUCAGCUUUUAAUGAUCCAGAGAUAACUUGCUUUAUACAGGUUUCUUCGAGUUCAAAAGCUAAUGUACUUAAUCAACAUAAAAGCACUGAAAAACAGCCAAUAGCAAGAAAUGUUGUCGCUUUUCGUGCUUUCUGUACAGAGAAAGUUAGCCAUAGAUUAUAUCAAAGUGUAAACAGGGAUAAGGAGAGUGUAAAUUCAUAUCAACCAGGCGUGAAGCAGAAUGGAUCUAGUUUUUGUUUCAAAAAUGAAGAGCGGGCAAUGAAAAGGAAAGAGUUCUUUAUGAAGAUUGAGGAGAAAGUGCAUGCCAAAGAGGAAAAAACACUUCAUCUCCAAGCAAGAACCCAGGAAAAGAAAGAAGCAGAGAUCAAACAGCUAUGGAGAAAUCUCAAUUUCAAAGCAACUCCAAUGCCUGCCUUCUACCGUGAACCUGACCACCACUCAGAAAAAACUAAG